CUAUUGGUCUACAGUAAAAGGUGAAAUAAUUUAACAUCAAGUGCCAACUUUGCAUUAAAAUGUCAUUAUUCACCAAAUGAUACUUCAUGACAUCAGUCAUAGACAUUCAUAAAGACUCCUUCAUGUUCAUGACAGGUAUUACGUCAUGUGUAUGAUGGUGUACUGUGAGUCUUAUGCACACCUCUUCAAAUGAAGUGUUAUCAAUUUUUUUUAAAUCAAGUUCCCUACAAUUUAUUUGCUUUUUCUUUUAAAUUUCAGAGGCCUUUGGAUAUCAAAAUGUAAUCUUUGUUGCAUCUUAGAAACAUUUGUUUCUGGUUAUAUUGCCAAGACAUUAACAAAAACAGCUCCUUUAAAUCUGAACAGUAACAACAAGUCGCAUGUUCUGCUUCGCAACAUAAGCUGUGCCUUCGCUCACUUUUUUUGGCUCACUUUUCACCCAAUAACUCAUACAAACUUUGAAACAUAAGGGACUAUGGAUGCAAUUGUGUUGAAAGUCUUGUCUAAUUGUUAGCCAUCAUGUGUGCAGGUGGCCGUUAAGGUGAUAGACAAGAAGAAAGCACGCCAAGACUCCUACGUGCUGAAAAACAUGAAACGAGAACCUCGAAUCCAUCAAAUGGUCCGACACCCUCACAUUGUGGUUCUUCUGGAGACCCUGGAGACGGAGAACAGUUACUACAUGGCCAUGGAGCUGUGUGCGGGAGGAGACCUGAUGGACAGGAUCUGCGACCGGAGGAGGCUGGGAGAGAGGGAGGUGCGGCGCUACACCCGGCAGAUCCUCUCCGCGGUGGAGCACCUGCACAAACAUGGCAUUGUGCACAGAGAUUUAAAGAUUGAAAACUUCCUCCUGGACGAGCAUAACAACAUAAAAAUUGUAGACUUUGGCCUGAGCAACACUCUGAAGCCGGACUCUUUAUCCCUGGAGCUCCUCAACACGCAGUGCGGAAGUCCUGCCUAUGCCGCGCCUGAGCUGCUGGCUCACAAGAAGUACGGCUCCAAAGUGGACGUCUGGUCCAUAGGCGUGAGCAUGUUUGCCAUGCUAACGGGAACCCUGCCCUUCACCGUCGAACCUUUCAACAUCAAGCAGUUGCACCAUAAGAUGGUCAAUAAGGACAUUAGCGACAUCCCUGGUGACAUCAGCAAAGACGCCGUGUCAUUCAUGAUGCUUCUCCUGGAGCCAGACCCAGAGAAGAGACCCAGCGUCAGAGAUGCGAUGGAAGAGAGAUGGGUCAGCGAGGGAUACGCCAAGAAACCGCUACACACACUCUCACAUAAAAACAGGUUGUGUCCGGAAGACCUUAACUCAUCUGUGCUGGCUCACAUGACGGAGACACUGGGUUAUUCCCGCUCUGAAGUCAUCAACACGGUCACCAGCAACAGACCCUCCGCCGUCAUGGCCUCCUAUCACCUACUGCUCAACAAGUUCAACCGGAGCCACAAGGGGGCCAAGGCUAGCAAGAAGCUCGAGAACAACGACUGGACUCCUCCGAGCAAAACGACAUGGAGAAACCGAAGCAACACUGAAACGAAGACUCAGCAACAGAACUCACCAAAGACGGAGAAAAGCUUAAAGCAGUUCAACAAGUCGCCGAAGGUCCAGCAGACGAGCAGAAGUCAGAACAGGAGGAAGACCACAGAUUUGCACAGGAAGGGCCACCGUGAGGAUGACGAGAACUGUCCGCCCUCUCGCGCUCUGCCCCACCUUCCCCGCUCUGCUUCGCCCCCUUCGCCCUCUGACCCUCCCUCCCCCGAACCUCUGUCCACAGAAGACGAGACGACUGAUGAGGAGGUGACCAUUUCUAUCAACACCAGGGAUGCGUUGUUUCCUGAAGUGUCGGUGUUUGGAGACAAAGAACUCGUCCACGCUUCCCCUCCGAAGAGCUCAACAUCGCAGCUCUGUGACUCCGCUCCCUGCCAUGUCCCCUUACUGGCAGAGCCAACCGGAGACGGCGUCGCGUCCCGACCGAUCCGACACUCCCACCCGCUCAGGACAACGCAGUCGGACGGCGCGGCGGACCCAGGGUCGGACCGCUUCCGGGACAAGUACCACCAGGGCAACUCUCACCGCCUUAGCGCCAACGAGCGGCUGGAGAAGCUGCAGGCGUUUUACUCCGCCGAGAAAAACGCUGUCUCUGCCGGGAUCCUCCUGGAGACCGGACCCGUACUCUCCGUGGACAGAGGGCAGCCGGGUUCCAUCCAGGCCGCACAGGCGUCCCCCUCCGCUCGCCUGCCUCGCCUGCGCAACGUCGGGCCUAAAGACGGCCGAGGGAGGAAGGUGACGUGGGCGGGCCUUAGUCGGCCUGGACCGCCUAGGCUUCUGCUGAACGGGUCGAAACCACCGGUUUUCCCUUCGCAGAGACAACACACUUUGAUCAUAAGGAGCCUCGGGCAGGAGCCGGGGAGGAGGAAAGAGCUCGCCUCAGCAGGGGAAGGCGAGCCGGCGGGAGAAGGGGUUGGGGGCGACAAGAGGAACUCUGUUCAGCUGCGUUCUGAACAGCGGCGGGUGGCGGACCUGAACCUGCCGCUGCUUCCUGUGGCGCUGCAGGGGAAAGAUGUCAGGAAGAACCAGCUACACAGCAUGGACUACUGAGACUCAGUCCGGUUGGAGCGGCAGAGUCACAAAAAGUUCAAGGAAAGCUGGUGGAAGUCAAAAUAGUAGUCAAUAGGAGUACAGCCAGAGACAACUGCAAUGAACUACCAUAAAUGGCAGCUAUAGAAGUGUACAGCCUUAAAGCUAAGUUCUUGUUAUACUGUUCUUUUCAUGCCACACUCGGAGGAGCCCAUCCUAGAUAAACACCAUUCCGUUUGUUUGUCUUCAGCUGCAGUGCCAAAAAUACUUCUGCCGGAUUCAGUCUUUAAAAGACCGGGUUCGAUUUAAGUCAUGGGAAACGUCUCGAACGUUUCCAUUCCCUCUUCCCAUCAGACUGCGGUUCAGAGUUUGUUCUGACCUUUUGGUUUUCUUGCGCAGAAUCGGAAGCUAAGGAAGUAGACGACAAAAGAAAAAUAAAGAAUGUAAAGUCACCUAAAACAUUUUCUGUCAGAAUGGCAUCAUCCAUCCACUUUCUGAAGCUGUUCUAACCAUUUCAGGGAAAGGUGUCAAGCUCCAGGGGUCAAAGGGCGAGUUUCCAGGUCACCAGAGACAAUUCGCACAAGACACCUCAGUAUCUCCAUUUCCUCUUGUAGGGGCAGUGUUAUUUGUUUCCCAGUCACACAGAAUAAUUUUAUAGCACACGUAAGUAACUGCUACCUUCAGUUGUCAUAAAA
Xiphophorus maculatus (southern platyfish) is the source of this 3261-nucleotide messenger RNA. Its product is annotated as hormonally up-regulated neu tumor-associated kinase homolog B-like. The record is from RefSeq and is a predicted model, not a curated record. The coding region runs from base 587 to 2587 and encodes 666 amino acids. The transcript is spliced from 10 exons. Gene Ontology annotation, biological process: intracellular signal transduction; protein phosphorylation. Lineage: Eukaryota; Metazoa; Chordata; Actinopteri; Cyprinodontiformes; Poeciliidae. Gene Ontology annotation, molecular function: protein serine/threonine kinase activity; ATP binding. Gene Ontology annotation, cellular component: cytoplasm.